Fusarium venenatum is the source of this 1338-nucleotide messenger RNA. Its product is annotated as Homeodomain-like protein. Gene Ontology annotation, molecular function: RNA polymerase III type 3 promoter sequence-specific DNA binding; RNA polymerase II cis-regulatory region sequence-specific DNA binding. The record is from RefSeq and is a predicted model, not a curated record. NCBI's taxonomy places the organism in Eukaryota, Fungi, Ascomycota, Sordariomycetes, Hypocreales, Nectriaceae. Gene Ontology annotation, biological process: snRNA transcription by RNA polymerase II; snRNA transcription by RNA polymerase III. Gene Ontology annotation, cellular component: snRNA-activating protein complex.
AUGUCAGGCCAAGAGACCUCACCACAGUCUCCCGCCGCAAGCACACCAAAACAUCGACGGCCCUGGACUGCAGCCGAGGAUGCCACUCUGAGGUCUCUGGUCGGCCACUUUGGUGCCAGUAGAGGCUCAGAGGGAAGGUGGAAGGACAUUGCUGCUGGGCUAGAGGGUCGUACGGCAAAGGAUUGUCGAAAGAGAUGGCUUCACUCUCUUGAUCCUUCAUUACGCAAAGGUCGAUGGACAUCUCAAGAGGAUGAAAUUCUUCUCUCUGCUUACGCACGACUUGGACCAUUAUGGAAUGAUAUUGCCUCUCUUAUACCGGGAAGGAAAGACGAUCAAUGUUCUAAAAGAUACAAUGACAUCUUGAACCCAUCUGCCAAAAACCGCCUAAGUGACUGGACUUCAAAUGAAGACAACCUCCUACGUCAAGGUGUAGCGGCCCUUGGUCAUCGAUGGGUAGCUAUUUCAGCACGAAUACCCGGUCGUCCACCUCUGACUUGUCGAAAUCGUUGGCGUACGCUCUCACGACUAUCACAUCAACGGCAGAGCAAAUCACAAGGAACCACUCCUUCAUCAUCAUCCCAAAUGUCUCCUACGGACAUUGGGAUAUCACCAGCCCCCCAGAACCCCAACACCGGCUUGGAUACGAGCGGUGGAAGCGCGACGGAUCAUAUCAUGCCAUUCCCGACGAUGGACACCGAUUUGGGUCAUGAUCAGAUGGGAUCCAAUUUUUUGGAUUCGGCUUUCUUUGACACUUUCACAGGCCCUUCGCCUUCACCGCUAAGGGAUUCUGAGGGCAGUGACGAUACAGAAACACCAAACGAUGGUGCGGCGCCGACGAUUCCUGGUCCUGCACCGGAUCUUUCAACAAACAUCCCAGACCAAGUACAAAAUGGCCCUACACAAUGUCCACAGCCACCAAGACCUUUACAAGCCCAACAACCUGCGAAUAACACGACCGGGCCAUUCACCAUGCCUUCACCAUCGACAUGGUCAUCACUAGGCACGAUGCUACCCCCAGGAACAUCUCCCACAAAUCAGAACCUAUGGCUUGGAUCAGCUAGCAAUCCUUCUCUUCCCAAAGACUGGGGCGUCCCAGCAGAUGAUUCGAUACCCCAAUCUUACACCGAACAGUUUCCACUACCGACAUCAACGGCACAGACGAUACAUCAACAGACGAUACACCAUCAUCACCACCAUCAUGUACACCACCACUUCCACCAUUACCAUCAUUACCAAGGCGGAGGUGACUCUUGGCGACAGCUGGAACAGCAAUGUGAAGCAGAGGCCUUGCAGGCACAUGUUCAACAAAACGAGAAUGGUCCACCGAACGCUGGAUGA